Molecule: messenger RNA, 1038 nt
Organism: Pieris macdunnoughi
Lineage: Eukaryota; Metazoa; Arthropoda; Insecta; Lepidoptera; Pieridae
Source: the annotation of a GenBank genome assembly
AUGCCAAAGGACGACGCAGAGACCACGGCUCUGAAGAAAGAGCUUAACGACCUCAUAGCGAAGUCAAAGGCGGAGCAAGAAAAAGCGGCGGAUGCGAAGUUGGCAGAGAAGUGUGGAGAUCUUGGAGAUGUUCAAAAGAUCCGUUUCAUUGUCAAGAAGACUCUGAAGGGGCAUAUUAACAAAGUUAACUCUGUUCACUAUUCUGGAGAUUCCAGGCACUGCGUGACGGGUUCACUAGAUGGCAAGCUGAUAAUAUGGGAUACGUGGAGUGGUAACAAAGUGCAGGUCAUACCAUUACGAUCGGCGUGGGUGAUGAGUGUUGCCUUUGCACCUUCAGGCAACUUUGUAGCCUGUGGUGGUAUGGAUAACAUGUGCACCGUAUAUGAUGUAAACAACCGAGAUGCGACUGGCUCGGCCAAGAUGGUCCGGGAGCUGGCAGGCUAUGAAGGAUUUCUCAGUAGCUGCCGAUUCCUUGAUGAUACGCAUAUCCUCACUGGAUCCGGUGACAUGAAAAUCUGCGUAUGGGACCUGGAAGCGGGAAAGAGGGAGGUAGACUUUAACGCCCACUGCGGUGAUGUGGUCAGCAUCUCUUUGGCGCCAGAUAUGAAAACCUUCGUAACGGGAUCAGUGGACCGCACAUGCAAGCUGUGGGACGUUCGGGCGGAGAAAGAGAAGCAAACGUUCUUCGGCCAUGAAGCUGAUGUGAACUGUGUCUGUUACCACCCAAGUGGGCAGGCGUUUGUGACUGCGUCUGAAGACAAGACAGCCCGUCUCUUCGACAUACGCAGUGACCAACAGAUUGGUCACUACACACCGCCUGGCAACGCUGGGUUCACUAGUUGUGGUCUGUCGUUCAGCGGACGGUACCUGUUGGCGGGAUCUGAUGAUAACUCAAUUCAUUCUUGGGACACACUUAAGGUGGCUCAUACAGGUACACUGAACGCUCAUGAAAAUCGUGUGACCUCAAUAUCUGUCGCCCCGAAUGGAAUAGCCCUUGCCUCCUGUUCUUGGGACCAGAGCGUUCGUGUUUGGGGCUAA